AUGGUAAGGAAGAAGAAGGAGCGAACAAGAGCUAAAUUUACAGGCGAUCAAAUGACCGCAGCAGUCCAAGAGGUCAAAAUAAAUGGGACUUCCCUUCGCAUUGCUGCAGAUAUGUUUGAUGUAAAUUUUGUCACAGUAAGGCGUUAUGUACUAAAGGAACGAAAUGACCCUAAUACUAAAAUGGAGCCGAAUUAUGCUGUUAGAUUAAUAUUUAGCACCGAACAGGAAAGAUCUUUAUCUGAAUAUAUAAAGACCUGUAGCAAAAUGGAAUUUGGGUUAAAUACUCAAAAAGUAAGAGAGCUGGCAUAUGAAAUGGCGGUCAGAAACAAUAUUAAUAUGCCAGAUACCUGGAGAAGGAAUAAGUGUGCGAGUAAGGAUUGGCUAAGAGCUUUUAUUAAAAGAACUAGGUCCUUAAUUAUUAGAAAGCCAGAAGCUUGCUCUUUAUCGAGGCUUACUUCUUUUACAAAACCUAAUGUCGAAAGGUUUUUCCUACAGCUUCAGAAAAUAUAUGAAGAUAACCUAGAAGUUGUUCAGGAAAUUCAAAUUUAUAAUUUGGACGAAACUGCUACUACGACUGUACAGCGUCCACAUAAAGUAGUUACACAAAAAGGGGUGAAACAGUUGAACCAGUGCACAAGUGCCGAAAGAGGAUUACUAGCCACUACUUGUGCUAUAAUUAGAGCAAACGGAACUUUUCUACCGCCGAUAAUUAUUUUUCCCCGAAAGAAGUUUGUCCCUCAUAUGUUAAAUGGCGCGCCCCCAGGCACAUUAGGACUAGCAAAUCCAAGUGGGUGGAUGACAGCCGAACUGUUUGUUGAGGUGUUAGACCACUUUAUUAAACAUACUGGUGUGACAAAAGAAAGGCCAUGCCUAUUAAUAUAUGAUAACCACGAAUCACAUGUGUCCUUGGAGAUAGCGGAAAAGGCAAAAAACAAUGGAAUCAUUAUCUUAACUUUCCCGCCACAUACGAGUAACAAGUUGCAGUCUUUAGACAAAGCAGUAUUUUACUCUUUUAAGAACUUUUACAAUGAUGCAAUAGAUUCGUGGCUCCUCACCCACCCCGCCGUACCCAUUGUUACGGUACCACAAGCUACCUAUUACAAUUUUAUUUUUAAGUCUUGGACCGCAGCAAGUGUUUGCUUCGGCUUAGCUCAGAUUUAG
Anoplophora glabripennis (Asian longhorned beetle) is the source of this 1161-nucleotide messenger RNA. RefSeq lists its product as uncharacterized. The record is from RefSeq and is a predicted model, not a curated record. The transcript has a single exon. Gene Ontology annotation, molecular function: DNA binding. The coding region runs from base 1 to 1161 and encodes 386 amino acids. Gene Ontology annotation, cellular component: nucleus. NCBI's taxonomy places the organism in Eukaryota, Metazoa, Arthropoda, Insecta, Coleoptera, Cerambycidae.